AUGGACCAAAUCAAGCCCCCAAAGAACUUAGUUCUGUCUCGGGAUAGCAUGAAUGCCGCCUUAGAUGCCCUUCGGGCUGGGCGCCGCGUGUCUGAGGUCGUUGAUGAGGUGGCUCAGAUUGUGUCUUCUAAGAAGGUAAGCCGACCUCGUGCCAAAGCUUCCUCUAGAGCUCCUAAGCCGAGCUCCCACGGUGCCAAGUCCUCUCGGCCGUCUGGCCGUGGCAGGUCGGCCCCUGCCCUGAAACCAGUUCAGGAGUCUAAGUCUGGUCAGGGUUCUACGGAGGAUGCAGAGGGAGCUCCCCUAGUUGUUGUGAAGCAGACAGGGGACAUUGAACAGACGAGGUCGGACCUUGCUCUUCCUUUUGAGGAGGCACCAAGGGGAAGAUUUAAAUCCCCCAUUAUUGAAGAGGAGGCUCCUGGGACGGGACUAGAGGUCGUUCUUAUUGAGGACAGUGUCCCGGAGGCUCCUACCAGAGAUGCCCCUGAAGAGGUGGGGUCUGACCUUGCCAAGGAUGAGGAUGUCGUAGAGAAGGUAGGGGACAAACGUCCUACCUCCCUCGAAAUGCCAGCCCCAGCUCCAGCUCGGAAGGAGUCCAAAGCUUCCAAGGGAUCAGCCCCACCUCUCCCUCCUAUUGGAAAGGAGAAAGAAGUCCCUGUGAUACCACUACUGUCCGCUCCUGACAACGACAUUCUUAACGCAGAGGAUAUCACUCAUCAGUCCCCAGCGAGCGUGGUUGCUGAGAUUGUCAAGGAACGGAUGUUCGGUGGCGCCUUGGAGGCUUCAGAUCCACACUUGCUUGCUCUCAUUGGUCUCUUAGCCAGCUCUACUAGGGAGCAAGCAGCGUUCCGUUCCCGACCUCGUGGGGAGCUUGGAGACAUAAUCAGGGAGAUGCUUCUGAUGGUGAUGGGCCUCUUUAUGGAGGUGGAUGCCCGUGACCACUCUCUCCGGGAAUCUGUGGACCGCUGGAUUGAGGAGGCGCGUCUGGAGGAGAAUUUAUCCGCAACUAGUGAUGCUAAGGGCAACCUCACAGCAGCUCGAGCUCAUACCCAGUCCCUCCAGGCGGAGCUGCAUUCUGCAUUGGAGGCCUUCAAAAGAGCUGACGAGAGGACGGCUAAGGCACAAGAGCACACCAAGUCUUUGGAAGCAGAGUUGUCUCAUACUCGCAGGGUUCUCAAGGAGUCUGAUGAGAGGGCGGCUGCAGCAGAGGUUCGAAGUGAAGAAGUUUUAAAGCAGCUGUCCUCCAUGGUGGAGACCCUUCGUGAAAGGGAUGAGGCUAUAAGCCAGAGGAAAGAGGUCCAGUGCCAGUAUGAGGCCCUGAAGGUUGAGUUAGGAAGACUUCAAGUUCACCUAGAUGAGGUGAAUAUUCAAAAAGAGAUGGCUUUAGCUCGGGUGGGGGUCCUUGAGCAGGAGCUGAGCACAAGUUCUGAACGUAUCAGAGAUCUGGCUUCAUCGGCGGAGGAGUCCGAACUUCGUCAUCAGCAGCUUAGCCAUGAAGUCAGGACUCUAGAACAUAAAUGUUCGGCCCUGCUCGAGGUAGCUAGACAUGCUGAGGGCAAGAUCCAGCUGAAGUGUGAGAAGCGUUUGGAGGAGUAUCAGAAGUCGGAUGAGCUAGAAAGAAAGAUUGAGCAGGCCUGUGAAGCUCACCUCCAGGACUACAAGGAUUCCCCUGAGCUGAAGGCAGUUAUUGUAACAACCCGGACGUGA
Molecule: messenger RNA, 1704 nt
Organism: Manihot esculenta (cassava)
Lineage: Eukaryota; Viridiplantae; Streptophyta; Magnoliopsida; Malpighiales; Euphorbiaceae
Exons: 2
Coding region: 1-1704 (567 amino acids)
Source: RefSeq, a predicted model, not a curated record